This is a messenger RNA of Panicum hallii, 2798 nucleotides long. RefSeq lists its product as uncharacterized. The coding region runs from base 501 to 1646 and encodes 381 amino acids. Lineage: Eukaryota; Viridiplantae; Streptophyta; Magnoliopsida; Poales; Poaceae. The record is from RefSeq and is a predicted model, not a curated record. The transcript has a single exon.
AUAUAUAUAUAUAUUUGUGUAUGUCAUUUUUCUCGUGGAUAGGGAUUUCUUUGCAUAUUUCACCCUACCUUCAAUUGACAUGCACCUGCCAAUGUUACCCCAAAUUCGCUUUUGGCUCGGGUAAAAGUAGAACCCUAACCCCUCGAUCCAUCGUUGCCACCGUUCUCCGGUGUCCGCCGUGCCGCCACCCUUAAGAAUCCGGCCACGGCUUUCUUCCUAUCCAAGCGCCCCAAGCUGCCGUCGCAAUCGUAGAGACGCCCUCGCCGCCUCGUUGGGGCGCCGCCUCCUGGACGCUGCCGGGGUCACCGUCGCCUGAGGCGCCAACACACGCAGCGGGGCCUCCCGGGCUUAGCGGCGAGUCCGCCCUGCCACUCCCCCUUGCCGUCACGCCGUCGCUCCCCUGGUCACCCGUCGCCCCUGACCGUGCCCUGCUUAUCUCGGUGGCCCAAACUCCGGAGAGAGGAGGAAACUCUGCUUCCUUGUGCAACUCAGGAUCGGAGAUGUCUUCGUUCGAGAUACCGGAACCCAUAGUCAAGCUGGAGUUGAGCGGGACAAACUACGGGCGGUGGGCGUUGGUAACGAGUGUCACCCUCCGAGACUGUGGUCUGUGGAAGCACAUCACCGGCGAGAGUGCCUGUCCUCCAGCCCCUGUUCCUCCUCCCCGGCCACCGGCAACUGCUGCCAAGGAGGUCACUGAUGCUGCCAAUAAGGUCUAUCAGAGCGCUCUCGAUGCCUACAGGCAGUGGGACGCCGACGACGCCCGUGCCAUGCUCAUCCUGGUUCACAGUGUCGAGGCCGACAUCGUCCACAUGGAGCUGCAGACCGCCCAGCAGAUGUGGGCACACCUUCAGCAGCGCUACCAGCCAGUUGUCGACGCCGUCCACUACUCCGUGCUGCAGCAGCUCCAGACACUUAAGCAGGACGAUGAUACCGUGGAAGACUUUUACAAGCGGUUCACGCCUCUUUGGUGCAAGCUCCAUUCGUUGGUCCCACUCCCAGAUGUUUGUCGAGGAUGUGCUUGCUGUGUGAAGCGCCAGCAGCACAAUGACAAGAGCUGUCUCUACGAGUUUCUCAUCCAGCUUCGGCCAGAGUUUGAGCCUGCCAAGGUUCGGUUGUUGAGCUCUUCUCCUCUACCGUCUGUGAUCGAGGCACGUAACACCCUUCUUGUUGAGGAGAUUCUGCUCCAGAGAACUGCCCCUGUUGUUACUCCUGCUGAGAAGAAGACGAAUAAUAAGAAGAAGAAGCAUAGUGGCAGUUGCCCCAACUUGAGGUCUUCUGAACCUUCUGAAGGUUCAUCUUCACCACUGUCCCAGGAUGAGGUUGCUCGGAUGGUUAACUGGUUUCAAGGCCUCACUCACCAGGGGUCAUCAGGAUCUACCAAUCUUCCUCAUUCCAGGUACUCCACUUCUAGGGUGCUGUGCAGUUAUUAUCUGCCGGACAUCUCACUAAACAAGGUUUUGCGGGUUUUGACUCUGGGUCCUGUUCUUCUGCACAUGACCGCUGUAAAGAUUAUCAGCUCAUAUACAUCCUUGAUGGACGCAAUCUUUUAUCCACUUCUGCUGCAAUGUCCAUGCCAUCUGCCACUGCCUCUGCCACCAGUCUCUGAUGGUUUAGGAGUUAGGACACCAUGUGGAUCAUGUCGAUAAUAGUUAGUAAUUUAGGGUGUCCUUGCCUUGCAUGUCAUGUCGUUCUUGACACUUCCAUGGUUGUUAAGUGUUCUAGUGAUUCCAUAUCUACUCAUCAUUUCGAUCUUGUUUACGUAGGCUUACUUACAAAGAUAUCAGUCCGUUGUCAUUUAUCGUUCUUGCUACUAUAAUUUACACUCAUUAGGCACGAAUAAUUUGAAUCAAUUAACAUUUUGAAUGGUGAAAGUUGACCAUAUUUGUAUCCAUAUUUCUUACGCACAUUUUACUAGGAAUAUGAUAGAUAUUGUUAAUACUACAGGUAAAUUUAUGUCAUAGUCAUAUCUCAUCUAAUACGAUGCCACCCGUAGCUGUGGUCCAAUUUUUUUUAUGAAUGGACGGCGAACGCUUUGCUGUGUGAUUUAUUAGAAGAUCUAAAACAGAUAUGUACAAAAAGCUCUGCAGUCCAUGGUGCCUUGUUGGAGCAAUUCCUUCUAGCAUAAUUGUUGUUGGUUUCUUUUUUUUUUGUUCUCUCUACUUCCAAUCCUGAUCUGUUUUCGCGUCAGGAAAAUGUUUGUUAUGCACACAAAUCAUACAUUCAUACCAAAAAAUACUGUUGACUCUUCACUGGAUAAUAAUUGAAGAUCACAUUGUCUUUUUUGUCUUGCAGUUUAAUAUUUGUGUUUUGUUUUUGUUGAGCUCAUGCUUUGUGGUAUGAGUAUUUGCCGUGCACUGAAAGUCCAAGAUUCCCUCUUAUUUUGCAUUUAGAACAUUUAUGAUGUUCCUAACACGGUUGGAUGUUCCAAUGUAAUCUGGUUGUUUCCUGUCUGAUUGUAACACGCUGUAUUUCUUCCUAAACAAAGGACAGUCUUGUCUUGUAAAUGUGAGGUAGGGAAGACUUUGCAUUUACAUAGUGGAUUAAGCUUCUUGUUCAACUUGUUUGAUGGCUGUUUGCCUGUCUUAAUUUUGAGCUUGUCAGGCUCAUAAAGCUUAGUUAUGGCUGAAAAUAAUUUGUUUCAUGUUUCUAAGGUACUUUGUAUGUGCUAUGUGCAAUGAUUUAGUUUAUGCCACAAAUUUAAGUUUGGCAAAACUAAUAUUGUUUUCAUCAGGUAUUUAAAAUUUUAAACCACUUCUGUAUUUAUGCCAUCAGCGUUCAUAUUGUACUUCCAUGUGUCA